AUGGCAAAUAUAGUCCAACCUCUCUCCGUUCCGUCCACUUACAAGGACCAACAAUAUCAAGGAACUUCGACCGACUUGGCAAAAGAUCUCUCAAACAGUAGUACUCUUUAUGUAGGCAAUUUGUCCUUCUACACAACGGAAGAGCAAAUAUAUGAAUUAUUCUCUAAAUGUGGAGAAAUAAAACGUAUUAUAAUGGGAUUAGACAAGUUCCAAAAGACACCUUGCGGUUUUUGUUUCGUCGAAUAUUAUAGGCAUCAAGAUGCAUUAGAUUGCAUGAAAUAUAUAAACAGCACAAAACUAGAUGAACGUAUCAUUAGAACGGAUUUAGAUCCAGGCUAUAGGGACGGACGCCAAUACGGGAGAGGGCGCUCUGGUGGUCAGGUGCGUGAUGAAUAUCGUCAAGAUUUCGACUCUGGUCGUGGGGGAUGGGGUCAUCUGCGCGCUAAGCAAGAAGCCGAGCGUGCUAGGAGACAGAAAGCUGAAUAUGAAGCUAUAACUACCAUCCCCGUCGGUGCCGGCGAAUACAAGGGAAAACUGUCAUCUCAGAAGAAGAGAGAUAGGACAGAAGGUGAAGAUCGAGAAUCUCAAGGACGUGAGAAGAAUCCGCGAUUCAGGGAAGGUCGCUCGGAUGAUGAGGAUGAGAUGCAGACAGACAUCUAG
Molecule: messenger RNA, 660 nt
Organism: Paraglomus occultum
Lineage: Eukaryota; Fungi; Glomeromycota; Glomeromycetes; Paraglomerales; Paraglomeraceae
Source: the annotation of a GenBank genome assembly